UAAACAUACAAUAUCUAUCUCUAAGCAACAGCGUGAAGCUUGAUCACUUGAGUCUUUUCUAAAUUUUCCUAAUUGUAUAGUAUAUAAAUCUAUAUCUAAAUAGUUAAACUCCUAACAAACAAAAAUGCCAAGCGGAGCAGAUGAACAGGUUACUAUGGAAGCACCUCAUAUUUAUGUUGAAAGAACUCUUGCAAUAAUAAAACCAGAUGCUCUGCAUAAAGCAGACGAAAUAGAAGACAUAAUUCUGAGAUCUGGAUUCGCUGUUUUGCAGAAAAGAAGAGUGCAUCUUACACCAGAGCAAGCCAGUGACUUUUACGCAGAACAUUACGGAAAAUUGUUUUUCCCAAGUCUUGUUGCCUACAUGAGUAGUGGACCAAUCAUCACUUUGAUGAUUGCCAGGGAUCAAGCUAUAUCUUACUGGCGAGAACUCAUUGGUCCAACCAACACAUUAAAAGCCAGACAAACACAUCCAGAAUGCUUACGUGCCAUCUAUGGUACAGAUGAUCAAAGGAAUGCCCUACAUGGCAGUGACAGUUUUAGCAGUGCUCAAAGGGAGAUCAGAUUCUUUUUCCCAGAUUCCAUUGUGGAACCUGUGGCCACUGGUCAAGCUGCUAAAGAUUAUUUAUCUAAAGUUGUCAAUCCUACACUUUUAAAAGGUUUGACAGAUCUUGCCAAAAAGAAACCAGAAGACCCAGUUUUAUGGCUGGCUGAUUGGUUGCUGGAGAACAACCCUAACAAGCCCAGAGUCAGAAAUCCUAUUAUAGAGUAUCCAGACUGAUAUUUGAGAUGCCUUUGAAUCGACAUCAUAUUUAUAUGUAGCCUUGCCUGACUCAGUGUAAUGAAACGGUCUACAAAGUCAUUUGAUUGUUGGUUUCCCUAAAAUGUUUUCUGUUUUGUUAGGAUAAUCUAUGAACUUUUGAUUAUGAGAAAGAUAAAAUUAUUCAAAACUAAAGUAAAGCAAAACAAAGAUGUUUCUGGAUCUCUACAAAGCUGUAAAAAUAAAAUGAAUGUAUUUAA
Messenger RNA from Biomphalaria glabrata, 1017 nucleotides. RefSeq names its product nucleoside diphosphate kinase homolog 5-like. Gene Ontology annotation, biological process: negative regulation of oxidative stress-induced intrinsic apoptotic signaling pathway; UTP biosynthetic process; CTP biosynthetic process. Gene Ontology annotation, molecular function: nucleoside diphosphate kinase activity. Lineage: Eukaryota; Metazoa; Mollusca; Gastropoda; Planorbidae. The transcript is spliced from 6 exons. The record is from RefSeq and is a predicted model, not a curated record. Bases 125 to 778 code for a protein of 217 amino acids.